GGUUUUCAAGGUUUCAAUGGUCUUCUUUUAUGAUUUAUUAAGACAUGAGUUUAUGUUUUUCAGAAUUUCUAUACAUAUUUAUUUCAAAUCAGAGAAAAAUAAAAAUUGUUUUUAUAAUAAAAUAUAACAUAUCGGCCUGUAUUUAUUUGAUGGGCCGGACCGGGCUUAGUAUUAGUUUUCGAGCCCAGUUAUGUACAUAACCGGCCCAUCUAUGUGGCGGAAGUCGUCGUUACGAAGCGAGGGAACGAGAGUUAUAUUCGAACUUUCAAAUUAGGGUUCCCGCAGUCGUCCGAUCUCGUUCGCUUCCAUCUCCUCAUUCUUAGGAGGGGAGAGAAAAGCUGAUGAGCUCUCCGAUGGAGGUUUCGCUCGAGAAUGGCUCCGAGGUAGGCGGCCUCUCGAAGCCGGAGGGCGUCUCUGGCCGCCCUGCGCCUUUGCCGUCGCCGAUCUCCGCCGCAGAUGAUAAGGUCCUCGUUUCCGUUGAGGUCUGCUUGAAACCCUCGAGCACUGCUCGAGCUGAGGACGCACGCGCCGCCGUUGAAAGUGAUGAGGAAGACUAUGGUGACACUUGCAGCGUCAAUUAGUUUGGGACCGUUGUAGUUGUGCGCGUCAUGCAUUUUAUCCAAGGAGGACUACAGAAAUCUUAAUG
Musa acuminata AAA Group (dessert banana) is the source of this 646-nucleotide messenger RNA. RefSeq names its product pachytene checkpoint protein 2 homolog. The record is from RefSeq and is a predicted model, not a curated record. The coding region runs from base 342 to 581 and encodes 79 amino acids. The transcript is spliced from 3 exons. Lineage: Eukaryota; Viridiplantae; Streptophyta; Magnoliopsida; Zingiberales; Musaceae.